Strigops habroptila (Kakapo) is the source of this 2786-nucleotide messenger RNA. RefSeq names its product centrosomal protein 63 (gene CEP63). The record is from RefSeq and is a predicted model, not a curated record. NCBI's taxonomy places the organism in Eukaryota, Metazoa, Chordata, Aves, Psittaciformes, Psittacidae. The transcript has 14 exons. Gene Ontology annotation, cellular component: centriole. The coding region runs from base 281 to 2428 and encodes 715 amino acids. Gene Ontology annotation, biological process: centriole replication; de novo centriole assembly involved in multi-ciliated epithelial cell differentiation.
UUUAUUAGCUCACACAGUUCUGUUACUGCAGUUUGAUAGUGCUGGAUUUGGUAGAAAAACCUGGUUUCCUUUAUUUGGCAGAUACUUGGCUUGCAGAUUCAAGAAGAUGACCAUUGUUUUUCUCACAUGGAAUUGUGUGCUAAUUGUAAUUUUUCAAACUUCUCUGUGGACUUCUGCUUGUUCUGCAGCUGGAUGGAGAAGUAGCCUUGUUCAUGCAUUGCCAUGGGUGACUGCUGUGGUUGUGUACGUUCCUAGCUGCUAAAGCCACCAGGAUUUAGUGAUGGAGGCUUUGCUGGAAGGAAUGCAAAGAAAUGGGCAGGGGAGUGGUGGGUUCUUGACUUCCUGUGAGGCUGAGCUGCAGGAGCUCAUGAAGCAGAUUGACAUUAUGGUGGCUCACAAGAAAUCUGAAUGGGAAGGACAGACACAGGCUUUGGAAGCUUGCCUGAGUGUUCGGGAGCAGGAGCUUUCCUCUGCCAGGGCGGCUCUGCAGGAAAAAUAUAAGGAGGUUGACAUGUUGCGUCACCAGGUAGAAGACAUGGAAAAGGCCAAACAGGACAUGGCUAGAGAAUAUGAGCAACAGCUGAAGAAAUUUCAGGAGGAGUUGUCCAGGCUGAGGAGGAGCUAUGAGAAGCUGCAGAAGAAACAACUAAGAGAAGCUAGAGGAGAAGCUAGCAAGAGACAAGGGGAGGACCACUUUGAAAUGAGCCGACUGACCAGGAAGCUGGAGGAGUUUCGUCAAAAAUCACUUGACUGGGAGAAGCAGCGCUUGCUUUACCAGCAGCAGGUGGCAUCGCUGGAAGCACAGAGGAAGGCUUUGGCUGAGCAGUCUGAGCUCAUUCAGACUCAGCUUGCCAAUCGGAAGCAGAUUCUGGAGUCAGUGGAGCUGGCCAGCCGAUCGGAAAUCCAGCAUUUAACCAGCAAGCUGGAGAGGGCCAAUGAUGCUAUCUGUGCCAAUGAGUUGGAGGUGGAGAGGCUGAACAUGAGGGUGGAUGACCUGACCAAAAACAAUCGGAUGAUUCUGGAAGACCAGCAAAGAGUUCAAGAAGAGUUAAGGCAAUCCAAGAAAAUGUUGGAGGUUCUGCAGGAUGAGAAGAUGGAACUUAGAGCCACCUUGCAGUCUCAAGAAGAUUUCAUUGACAGCUCCAAGCUGCACCAGGAACAGUUACAGAAUGAGCUGGCCAGGGUGACGGAAACUCUUUGCACAAAAGAACUCCUCAUCAGGGCCUUGGAGGAACGUUUGCAAGAGAAACAAUUGUCUUCUCCAGGACUAGAGCUGGAGCAUAUACUACUGCAGCUGGAUAUUGCCCAGGAGAAGGAACAGCACUUGCAGUCAGAGGUGACUCAUCUCGAGAACAGCCUGGUGUCUUCAAAUGCAAGGUGUGUACAGUUGAGCGAAGAGCUGGAUGAGAAUAUCAAAGAGCUGCAGUCAAUGGAAGAACACCAUACUGAGUCAAAGGCAGAGAUUAAAAAGCUGAAAGAGCAGCUCUCUCAAGCUGAGCAGACUCACAGCAGUGAGCUAGAAGGGAUGAAAAGGGAAAUCUCCAGGUUGACACAAGAGUUACACCAGCGAGACAUCACAAUUGCAUCUGCAAGCGGCUCCACAUCAGACCUAGAACAACGUCUGAGAACAGAAAUUGAAAGAGCAGAGAGGAAAGCAGUGGAACACAGGGUAAUUCUGGUCCAGCUGGAAACCUUGAGGCUAGAAAACCGUCAUCUCUCAGAGAUGCUGAAAAAAGCGGAGUGCGGUAUACCAGAAGCAAAAGAUGUCACCCUCAGAGCACUCACUGAAGACUAUGCUGCUGAAAUAAAGAAGUUAAAAUCUGAGAACCAGCAGUUGCGGAAGGAUCUCGCAGAGGCCAGAGCAAAACCGGAGCUCCCUCAGCAGGUCUGCCAGGAUGAACCUGAGGGCACCGCUCAGCAGAUGCAAGGGGGAGAGUCUGAGGCCAGGGAUGUGCAGUACAAGACAACUCGGGAAGCACAGCACAAACACGAUGAACAAGCAGAGAGAACACAUCGCGAGCCUGAUGGAUCUGUUCAGCAUCAUCAAGGGGAGCCCCAGAGAUGGGGGACUGAUGAAAUAAGAACUGUGACCCCUGAGACGGGUGAACUUCCCACCCAGAGCAGCAGGAAGAACUCCAUGGACUCACUUUCUUUGGGCACCUUGCCAGGAAUGGUUUCUUUGUUCCAUGUGCUGGAUGGAAACAAAGAUUUUGCAGAUGAAGCAUCUCAGCAGUCCAUCUCAAAUCAUCAGAGAGAAUCUGUGCCCCUGUACCCCCUGCCUACAGCUUCAGUUGGGUCGAUAGCUGCAAGAUACCUGGAAGAAGAAGAACUGAGAUCCCAGCACAUCCUGGAGUGCCUAAAUGCUCACGUUGAGGAACUGAAAAAGGAGAGUGAAAAGAUAGUGAGGCAAUUUGGACACCAGGAAUAGUGCUUCUUACUCAAGUUGAAUGCUGGUAUACUUAUGUGGUUCCAAACUGUGAUUGCGGAGGUGCCAUUGGAGCUUGAGUGAGAGGCCACAUCUCCCACUUUGAGCUGAAUCAACAGGACGAAUGUUGAGGAAAGGAAUCUGCUCUCUAACAUGUUAGAUACUGAUGGACAAUACUGCCCCACAACGUGUUAGACAGCUUGCUGUAGGUCCGAAAGCUGCAUCAGUUAUGUGUUUGUGCACUCACAAAGAGUUAGUGCUGUUUUUUUAGAAGCAAACCAUUUGCUAAUUUUAAUGUAAAGUAUUUGAAGUAUAUUUUAUACAUGUAAAAGCAUUGAAAUAAAACAGAAUUAAAACCCCA